Trichoplusia ni (cabbage looper) is the source of this 2844-nucleotide messenger RNA. RefSeq names its product glucose dehydrogenase [FAD, quinone]-like. The coding region runs from base 667 to 2595 and encodes 642 amino acids. Gene Ontology annotation, molecular function: flavin adenine dinucleotide binding; ecdysone oxidase activity. Lineage: Eukaryota; Metazoa; Arthropoda; Insecta; Lepidoptera; Noctuidae. The transcript is spliced from 2 exons. The record is from RefSeq and is a predicted model, not a curated record.
AAGUAAGUCAUGUGUUCGCUAAUAGUUCAUUAACUAUGUAAGUGUGCCAAAAACUAUUGUGCCACGCUUUGCAAUUAUGUAGAUACAUAUUCUCUUGUAGUGCAAUUUUUUAUGUAGUGUUUUAUUUUGGCCAAACAUAAUUAAAAGGCAGCUAUCAACAAGUGACUUGUGUUGAAGUUUAAAAAAACACCGUGCGCAGAUAAGGGAAUUGAUUAACUUUUUGAAGUAACGGUUUUCAAAAUGUCGCCGCUGAAUGUAGUGGUGAACGAUUUAUUUAAAAUCCUCCAACACUGGUCGUCUUGUUCGCUAGUGCAGUGGUUUCUAAGAGCUUUGACCCUCUCGCAGACAAUUCUGUCGACUGGAUGGCCGGAAAACUACCAGCUCAAAGGUAAACACUAAAUUAUUUAUGGUACCUAACAUUCCCAAAAAUUAGCAUAAUCUUAGUCUGUAUUAUGAAUUGAUUAUUAUGACUUUAAUGAGACUUUAGACUUUAUCCAAUCCCGAUAAAUGAGCGUGAGUAAAUCUUAAUCAUAUUUCUUUAUUAGGUGUUCGUGCAUUCCACCAAUGCUUAUUCCGAGUCUUGGUGUUUUGUGCAGGUGUAUUGAAUGUUCUUAAAACUCCUGUAAAACAAAAUAAUAUUAAUUGUAGAAGAAAAAUAAAUUGUUUAUGUGGGUUAUUGGCAAGGAAUGGAGGAUGUCUUUGAUAAAGUUGAGCAACCAUGACCAAGUGCGAUCACAAGAACGAAAACUAUACGGAUCGGCACCCCAAGGCAAGAAUCAUUCGGAUCGGUUUAGCCGUUCCAGCAUUUGUACCUUUAUCAAUCUUCUUUCGGUUUCAGAUGGGCAAAGUUUCGACUUCAUCGUGGUGGGCAGUGGGUCAGCGGGCGCCGUGGUGGCUGCGCGACUCUCCGAGGUGCCGAGCUUCAACGUGCUGCUCAUUGAGGCUGGGGGCGACCCACCUCCCACCAGCGUGAUUCCAGGUCUGUUUGUGACACUACCGGGAACAGAAUAUGACUGGAAUGUGGAAGCUCAGUUUGAUAAAGGCGUUGGCCUCGCGCAUCCUGGCGGCAUCUUGAAUUAUCCUCGAGGUAAAAUGCUUGGAGGUUGUUCUUCCACCAACUUCCUCAUAUAUUCACGAGGAGUGCCUGAAGAUUAUGAGGAAUGGAACCGAAUAGCACCUGGUUGGGAUUGGGAGUCUGUACUUCCAUACUUCAAAAAGCUAGAAGGUAUGACAGACAUGUCAGUUUUCAAAACUCCCCAAAAUGCUUACCUGCAUUCCACAGACGGUCCAGUUAAGGUAUCAAGGCUUGUUACCUUAAAGUCAACUGCUAUAAUAGAUAACAUAAGGUUGGAUUCGUACGAAGAGAUGGGUAUUCAGAAAGUUUUGGAAAAUAACGGUCCUGAAAUCGAGGGUGCUUCCAGACCGCACUUCACCUUCUACAAUGGCAGAAGAUCGAGUACAGCAGAGGCUUAUCUUAGGCCAGCUAAGGAUAGACCUAAUCUAAAAGUAGCCAAGUUUGCUACCGUCACUAAGAUAUUAGUGGAUCCACUUACAUUACGAGCUUACGGCGUGGAAAUCUUCACAUCUAACAAAUUGAUUAAAAUUUACUCUAAAAAGGAGGUCAUUCUUUCAGCUGGUACAAUUAAUAGUCCGAAAAUUCUAAUGCAUUCAGGAAUAGGACCAAGAGAAGAAUUAUCAAAGUUUGGAAUCAAGACGCUGAUAAAUCUUCCUGUUGGUCAAAAUUUUCAUGAUCACCAAACUAUACCGCUAGUAUUUAAAGGUAAACUUGGAAUAUUAACGGCUGUUCAAAAUAUGGCAGCUGCUCCGCAGCUUGACACAUUACCAGUGCCAGUACAGGCUGGAUUCUUUAGAUUAAACACCAGUUCCAGUAGCUAUCCUAACAAAUACCAGCCACAUUUCCAAUUUUUUAAUACUUAUGUUGGGGCAGCAGCGUCUGUCUUAUUAGCAAUAGGAUGUAAAACUCUUGGCAAUUUUGAUCAGGCCUUUUGCUGGUCACUAGGAAAAACGAAUGCUGUCAAUGAAAUAGACAAUGUGCUGCUUGUCCUAAUGCAUCCAUUGUCAAGAGGAGAGAUUAGAUUGAAAAGUAAAAAUCCUAUGGAAGAUCCCACCAUCAAUCUGGGUUAUUAUAGAAAUGAAUAUGAUCUAUUAGUAGCCGCAGAAGGUGUGAAGUUCAUGAACACGUUCAUAAAUACAACAUAUUUUAGGAAGGUUGGAGGAAGUCUGGCAAGAUUGAGUGUGAGAGGAUGUGAGCAUAUCCCUUGGGGUACAGAUGAAUAUUGGCGGUGUUACGCAAAAAAUACGGUUUCAUCGUUACUACACGGAGUAGGAACUUGCAGUAUGGGGCGUCAGGGUGUUGUAGACGAGAGGUUACGAGUGCAUAACGUGGAUGGGCUAAGAGUGGUCGACGCAUCAGUUAUACCAAUGAUACCGAGUGGUAACACUAACGCUCCCGUGAUGAUGGUUGGUGAGAAAGCCGCUGAUAUGAUAAAAGCUGAUCACAAUGACCACAGUGGGAACCUUAAACAAGUUCUUUAUGAUGACGAGGACUCUUUACGGACUUGGUACUACAUCUGAUAGAGUAAUAUUUGAAGAUAUUUUUUUUUGUACAAACUAUUUGGAAAAUAUGAGAAUUGUUUCGCCUGCACUCAUGCGCUUAAUCAAUAAUUAUUGUUGCUAGAUGAUCAAUCAUUGAAUUAUUUAAUGUAUUUCUGGCGUUUUUAAAUGAGGUAUUGUAAGAUUCUGAUCUAAGUCAUUAGAUAAUAAGGUCAUGAUAAAUUUCUUUAUUUGAAAUUGAAAAUUAUAAGAAAGCAAUAUAAAACUAAA